CUUCUCUUCGAUUCCAAGUUGCGGCGUCGGCGGCCUCCACUUCACUCAAUCGCAGUCUAAAUCGAGAAUAUGCAUACUUGACAAAGCACUACGUAAAUAUGAAGUAAGAAGAUGUUUCCUUUCUGUGCAGAUGGAUGUAGAGAAGCUUAGGAGGAUGGCCGGUGCCGUCCGCACCGGUGGAAAAGGAAGUGUACGGAGAAAGAAGAAGGCAGUUCACAAGGCGACAACAACAGAUGAUAAGAGGCUUCAAAGCACUUUGAAAAGAAUAGGCGUAAAUUCUAUCCCUGCUAUAGAAGAAGUCAACAUUUUUAAGGAUGAUCAUGUUAUUCAAUUUAUUAAUCCUAAAGUACAAGCUUCAAUUGCUGCAAAUACAUGGGUUGUCAGUGGAUCUCCUCAGUCAAAGAAACUUCAAGAUCUGCUACCUGGAAUCAUUAACCAGCUUGGCCCUGACAACCUAGAACACCUGAAGAGGCUUGCAGAACACUUGCAAAAGCAGGCACCUGCUGCCAAUCGAAAGCAGGAUGAAAACGACGAUGACGUCCCUGAGCUAGUGCCUGGGGAGACAUUCGAAGCUGCUGCAACCGAAAAUCAAGCUAAGUAGAGAAGUGAUAUUUUGAGAUACUAUUUCAGACAUUUCAUGCUCUUGUAUCCCCAUCCUGGAUGAUUCCAAAUGGGAACCGAACGUUACCACUAUGUUAAAUCGACCACUGAAAGGCAAAUGUUUUUAUUCUUUCCUUUAAUCAGAAUGUUUUGAAGUAACGACUAGUAGUAUAUUUUGUGUUUUGAGUCUCAA
Messenger RNA from Zingiber officinale, 793 nucleotides. RefSeq names its product nascent polypeptide-associated complex subunit beta-like. Gene Ontology annotation, cellular component: nascent polypeptide-associated complex; cytosol. The transcript is spliced from 6 exons. Bases 131 to 601 code for a protein of 156 amino acids. Lineage: Eukaryota; Viridiplantae; Streptophyta; Magnoliopsida; Zingiberales; Zingiberaceae. The record is from RefSeq and is a predicted model, not a curated record.